Messenger RNA from Quercus robur (English oak), 543 nucleotides. Its product is annotated as small polypeptide DEVIL 16. The transcript has a single exon. The coding region runs from base 116 to 292 and encodes 58 amino acids. Lineage: Eukaryota; Viridiplantae; Streptophyta; Magnoliopsida; Fagales; Fagaceae. The record is from RefSeq and is a predicted model, not a curated record. Gene Ontology annotation, biological process: negative regulation of cell population proliferation.
GCAAAGCUCCCACCUCUGCUCUCUGCACUUCCAUAUUUUACUGUCUCUACUAUACCCAAUAAUAAUAGUAGGUAGCUUUAGCUGCUUAGCUAGCCAAAAGAAGCUGACAACAGUCAUGGCAGCAGCGAAAGAAAGCAACAUAAACUUCACUAAUAAUCAGCACGCGUGUGAGCCCUGCAGAUCCUUUGGUCAGAAGUGCAGCCAUAUUGUGAAGAAACAGCGUGCUAAAUUCUACAUCGUCAGGCGUUGCAUUGCAAUGCUUGUGUGUUGGCGUGACCGUGGAGAGUCUUGAUGAUGAUUCUGCUUCUUCUUAGUUUGGUUUAUUUUUCAAUUUAAUUACUCUAUAUAUCUACAGGGAUGUAUAUUAGGAGUGCUUUGUUAUUAUGUUAGAAACUGUAGCAUCGUUUUUUCUUCUUUUUUUAGUGACACCCUUAUAUAAUGUUCAGCAAAUUGGCUCAUUAAAUGGGUUCUUGAUCUAGUUUUGUUUCCUUGUCUACUAUUAUCUGAUUAGGCAAAGUAAGCUGGCUUCUUCUAUUUUUAUAA